UUUCAUGCAGGAGACAGGGCUGAUUGAAAGGCCAGGGUAGAAUUGUCCUAUACACACAGGCUGCCCAUGUCUGUCACCUUUUUCUCACCAUCCCUUAUGUAUGCCCUGUUCCUGUUUCCUCAGUUAAGGCUUCUCACCGCCUUCCCAUUUAUCCCAACAAGGAGUUCUCCCCCCCCCUCCCUUUGCUCACAAAUAUCACCAGCAUUAAGUCCCCGUUUAAUCCCUGGGAUUCUUUAUAUAGGAAAUGAAUGUGCUCGUCACAGUGGCUGACUGGCAUUUAUCUCCCCAGCUGUAGGCUAGAAUUGCAAUGCUUUGAGUGUGAGUUGUAACAUGCGUCUCUGUGUGUGACUUGAUCUGCCUUCGGGACAGAGAACAGCGGAGACUUGGCUGAACCCUGGUGAGCUUCAUUGUGUCUGUCUCCACCACUGUAAUUGGCACUGGCACGAGCAUGGCGGCUGAAGGGGCAUCCGAGGGAGCCAGUGGCUUGCAAGUUCUUCUCUCCACUUUGCAGAACUCAUAUGAAAAAGAUGUAACCCUGAACAUCAUCACUGUGUUGAGUGAAUUGCUGUCUGCGGGGACACACAAAAGGAUUUAUUAUAUGAUCUCCAAAGGUGGCAGUGAAGCCUUGCUGCAAACCUUAGUAAACCUGGCAAGGUCAGACUCCCUUGACUAUAGCCUGUUAGUACCGCUUCUCACAUUGUUGGUCAAGGUAGGAAAGAAAGAUGGAAAGUUUGGAGAAAAAGCCCAGAAACUGGAGGCUACAGAUGUUACACUUAGCAUAGCAAGAAAAAAUCUUACAAGAUAUGAGAACCUCACACCAUGUAUCUUGGCUUUACAAGUCUAUGCUUCCAAUGUUUCUGUUGGAUCUGUGUUGGGUAUCAAUGGGGCUCUGGAGCUGUUCUUUAAGGUCAUCUGCAAUUAUACUAGAAAGCACACGCAAACUAUCAAGGCAGCAAUCGAAGCCCUUGCAGCUCUUCUUAAAUCAAAAUCGAAUGGAAGAAGAGCUGUCAACAGUGGUUAUGUGGAUGGCCUCUUGCAAUUCUACAAAGACUGGCAUCUUUGUGAUUCAUCUAACCGUUACAUUCAUAUUCGAAGAGGUCUUAUACGGUGCCUGAAACACAUAACCAAUGUCCGGUCUGGCAGAGAAGCCUUCCGGCAGGCCAAGGGAAUGGAGAUUGUCUUCUCUACAACACAAGAAUGUUUGCAAUGCAAAAGCUUGGACUCUUUAGUGAAUGCUGCAAUUCAAGUUUUGAGAAAGUGUUGUCCAAAGUGUCCUCUGCCAUUGUCCAUUAUAAACAGUUCAUAUACAUUUCAUGUGCCUGGAAUAAUCGAAAACACUUCUCCUCCAAAACCAUAUACACAGGAAGAUGAAUCGGAAGAUGAAGAAGAAACAGAAGGGAUCAACGGAAAUGAGGUUUUAGACAACAAAGAUGAAGACGAUGACUUGGAAACUGAUCUGAAUAAAUUGAAGUCAAGGCCUAAAGCAGAUCGAGAUGAUAAGGAACUUGAACAUUAUAAGACUUUUUUUCCCGAAUACUUCCUCGAUUUACAGGACCUGGAAUGUGAAAAUCAAGAAGUCAAGCCAAAUGCCAGCGACAUUUCUGCCACGCCACAUGCAAAUACACAUAAUAUUCAGGCUGCUCAGAGGAUAAAAGAAGACUGCUGUGGGAAGAUCAGCUACCAGAUACCUGGGGAAGAAUAUCCCUCAUGGGCUCAUUUUGAAAAAGAGAUUCUAAAAGCAAAUUCCAAUAGAUUACAACUGGAAGACGAAGCUACCAAAAGUUUAAAUAAAACCAGCUGUGAAUCAAAUCACACAAAAAAUCCAUCAGCUUCACCUACUGCCAGUUCUAUGUAUGCAGAGCCAAUUUCACUUCCAAGCAAAUGUGCUAAGCCAUAUAAAGUAAAGCAGGGUGACUGGGAUGAAUCGGAAAAUCAUGCAAUAGUAAAUAAGCUCUUGGAACAAAACAAAGGAAAUAUACCAUUUCAUGAGCCUCAUCUGUACAUGGCUAAUGCAGAGAAGACCAAAUCCAUUCCAGAUUAUAAAGUAUUGGCAUUUCCAGAUUUCUGGGGUCACCGUUCCCCAUCCUAUUCUCAGCCUCUAGCGGAUAAGAAGUUUGAAUCACAGAGGUACAAAAUAUUAGAAGAUAUCCAGCGCCAUUUGAAGCCUGAUGACCUUCUUAACCGUACUGUAUUUGACUUGGAAAGCCCUAGUGUCUUGGAAAGCUGCGAGAAGGAGAACUGUUUGAAAUUCUACUCCAAGUUUGAAUCAGGAAAUCUUCGUAAAGUUAUACAAGUGAGAGAGUUUGAAUAUGACCUAAUUAUGAAUGCCGAUGUUAAUACUGACCAGCAUCACCAGUGGUUUUAUUUUGAAGUCAGUGCAAUGAAAGCGAAUGUUCCUUAUCGCUUCAAUGUCAUUAACUGUGAAAAGAUGAACAGUCAGUUUAAUAACGGUAUGCAACCUGUUUUAUAUUCAGUGAAGGAUGCAAUCUGUGGGAAGAAUUACUGGGUGAGAACUGGCUAUGACAUCUGUUAUUACAAAAACCUAUUUUGCUAUCGGGCAUCGGAUGAAAAGAAGAGAAGAAGAUAUUAUACACUGUCUUUCACUCUAAAAUUCCCCCAUAUGGAUGAUGUCUGCUACCUGGCUUAUCAUUUUCCUUAUACCUUCACAGGACUUAUGUCCCACUUAGAGCUCUUACAGCAAAGGCACAAUUCGAAGACAAUAUACUUUAAACAGCAAACCCUGUGUCACACAUUGGGUGGAAAUGCAUGUCCUUUGGUUACUAUUACUGCAAUGCCUUCAGCAAAACACAAGAGCCACUACCAAAAAUUACGGAACCGUCAAUAUAUGGUACUCACAGCUCGUGUGCAUCCUGGUGAGAGUAAUGCCAGCUGGGUGAUGAAAGGAACAUUGGAAUUUUUAACAAGCAGUGACCCCAUUGCUGAAAUCCUGCGAGAAAUGUUCAUCUUCAAGAUUGUCCCAAUGCUGAAUCCAGAUGGAGUAAUCAAUGGAAAUCACAGAUGCUCUCUUAAUGGGGAAGAUCUCAACAGACAAUGGGUGUCGCCAAAGAGCAAUCUACAACCAACAAUUUACCACCUCAAAGGAUUACUUUAUUACUUGAACAACAUUAAUAAAACUCCACUGAUAUUCUGUGAUUACCAUGGACAUUCUCAGAGGAAAAAUGUAUUUUUCUAUGGAUGCAGUAUAAAGGAGACCCUUUGGCAGGCCGGUUGUGUGGUUGACUCAUCCAAUCUCCUUGAAGAUGUUGGGUAUAGGACCUUGCCUAAAAUUCUUGAUAAAAUCGCUCCUGCGUUUUCCAUGGCCAACAGCAGUUUUUUAGUGGAAAAGUCGAGGGAGUCAACAGCUCGAGUGGUGGUGUGGCACGAGAUUGGAGUUUUGAGAAGCUAUACCAUGGAGAGCACUUAUUGUGGAUUUAAUCAAGGAGCAUACAAGGGCCUGCAGGUUGGAACAAAAGAACUGGAGGAAAUGGGAGCAAAAUUCUGCCUAGGACUUCUAGUUCUUAAAUCUAAGUCUCUCUACAGCACGUCCCUUCUGCCUCAGGUGGAGGCUUUGAUAGAAGCAGAAAAAGAGUGUGCAGAAUAUCAAAGAACCAGCAACGCAGAUACAGACGAUGAGCCCCUGUGUGCAGAAGAAAUUGAUUACAACACUGAGAGCUUUUCAGAUGAGGAGGUAGAGUGCUCAGAUACGGAGAUGAACAGCAAAGGGAAAUUUGCAGACAACCGUUAUGACACACCGCGGGCUGGAGCACAAAGCUCUAAUGUGCAAACACAACAUUUCUCUUCUAAAAGCAAAGAUGCAAUGACAAAGUCCCUUGCCAAGGCAUCAAAGCAACAUGGCUGUUGUCCUGAGGCCACUACAUCUCAUUGUGAACAGGGGUAUGACGGCAAACAGCAAAUGGGAAGCUGCCUAUAUUAGAGCAGAUAUUAAUAUAGUGCAGAUCUGUCUGUGCUGCAUUAAAAAUACAUUUACAAUGAACAGAUUAGACAGUGGACUGUUAGGUAAAGGUGAGUGAAUUGCUAGUAUGUGACUAGAUAUGUAUAGAUCAGACGCUUGGGAAUGCUGGGCUUAUGUUGUGAGAUGGAUUCACGUCUGAAGUACUAUUGCUACGAGGCGUUUCCAUACUAAAAUCAAUACCAGCUCAUACAAAGUGUUAAAAAAAAAUGUAAAAAAAAUGUAAAAAAAAGCAUGAAUGAAUUGCUACUGAUUCUUCAAUUCUCAAAUGCCAUUUUGAGUUUAUUGUAUAAUAUGUACAUUCAAGACAAAACACAGUAUGACUUGCAUUUUUACAAAGUGCAAAGUCGCAGAAAUGUGCAUGCAUUUUAACCCUUCAUGUCUCUUCUAUACUUGCAUCCUGUGUUGAAUACUGGCUGCUUCUACCUUUUUUAAUAAGGUGCCGGGUGCAAAGUAUAUGGCACGUGUAUGGGCUUCCUUUGCAUUUAUUAGGUGACAAGUGUCACACGCUCUCACUGCUUCCAGUAUCGAGCGCAUAGGUACGUCUGAACUGACCUACACUGACUAAGAAAAAAAUCCCAUCACUGCUUGGGUGCACUAGAGCUCAUUUAUCAGUGUACUUACAAACUGCAACUGAUCAUUUUUGAUUGGACUACAAUCAUUUAGAAAAUAAAAGCAAAGAUCUGAGUGAUUGCUAGUGUAAUUUAGCACACAUAUAUAAAGCCAGCCACCUCAUUCUCUCUCUCUGUGCACACGCAUUUGAAAUGAUGUCCCGGGGGGGGGGGGGGGAUUGUGCAGAAGAAGUUUAGAAUGGAGCAGCGGGAGUAAGCAAAGCUACACUAGAGGUCGGCAGAAGAUCCUACCUGCCCAGCACCCCCGUUUGUUGCACCCUAGGCAGGUGCCCCUUCUGCCUACCUCAAGUUCCAGCCCUGUUGUAGGCCACGGCAGCAUUAAUACUUUUCUUUCUGUGUGUUACUAACUGACGUUAGAUGGUUUUAUACAAGUUUUCUUCCUUUGGUUUCUAUAUUAAUUGGUUGUUGGUUUUAUCAAAGUAUUUUCCAAAUAUAGAUACAAUUAUCUCUGUAUGUAACAAUUAGGGGCCCAUUUACUUAGUUCGAGUGAAGAAAUAGAAGAAAAAAAACGUAGAAUUUCGAAUGUUUUUUUUGGCUACUUCGACCAUCGAAUGUGCUACUUCGACUACGACUU
Xenopus laevis (African clawed frog) is the source of this 5176-nucleotide messenger RNA. It is a transcript of the gene agbl1.S, whose product is annotated as AGBL carboxypeptidase 1 S homeolog. Gene Ontology annotation, biological process: proteolysis. Gene Ontology annotation, molecular function: zinc ion binding; metallocarboxypeptidase activity. The record is from RefSeq and is a predicted model, not a curated record. The coding region runs from base 449 to 3934 and encodes 1161 amino acids. Gene Ontology annotation, cellular component: cytosol. NCBI's taxonomy places the organism in Eukaryota, Metazoa, Chordata, Amphibia, Anura, Pipidae. The transcript is spliced from 23 exons.